AUGAAUGUGCUGUACACCGGCAAGAGUCCUGACGGAACAUCAGCCACCGUCCAUGUCGACGGCCGCAUGUACACCAUUCCCUCCAGCUGGCUGCCUGAAGACGAGCCGACCGAGGGGACGUGGUUGACGGCACGCCGGCUGGAGGCCAACAGGCUCCUCUCGGCGACCAACGAGCGGGUCCUUGGCCUCCCGGACGAAGUGGCGCUCAUGAUUCUGGAGCAGCUCGACGAUCGCUCGUUGGCGGCGGCCUCGGCCGUGGCGAGGGCGUGGCACCGGCUGGCGGUCGACAGCGGAUUGUGGAACAAGCGCUCAAGCGUAGUCUGGGGAUCGGCGUAUGGGGGUUCGGGCCGGGCACUCCAGAGCGGCAAGGCUGGGUACGUAGCUCGGGCCGCGCAUCACGCGCGAUGGAUGACUGGUGAUGUUGUGUAUCUGGAUCCAUCGGGCUCAACGUUGCCGAAAGCAGGGCGAAAGGGCAAGAAGGUGGGCAGGGGUGUGCCCGGUGGCGAGGGCGUCGACUUUGUCCCGGCCUUCCGCACCUCUGUCCACUCGGCGAUGAUCUCCACAGCCGAGUUUACCAGCGACGGCCUGCUGAUGACCGGAGGGUGGGACGGCGCCGUGGUGACGUACGCGCUUGGGGCCACCGGCGGCCUCACACAUGUCAUGCCAACGGCGCGGUUUGAUCUCGGGCUCAACAACAUCAACGCGCUGGCAGUCUGCGAUGGCUCAACCUUUGCUAGUGCCGGCGGCCACGCGCGGACGGUGUGGGACGUGGUUUCCGCGCCGUGGGCAGACGGCGACGUUGUGCUCUCGUGCGGACAGGAUGCGCGGGUGGUGAUGUGGGAUGUGCGGCAGGGGUGUGCGGCCAGCGAGAUGGUGGCAGCGCAGCGGCCGGUCGUCUCGCUCGCGGCACAGGUCCUUGGCGGCGCUCAGCUGGUGUACGCCGCUGCUGAAGAGUCGACCGUCGCGGUCUACGACGCGCGGCGGCCGUCUUCUCCGCUGCAAACGCUCGAGCUGCCCGGCCGUGGAACGCUUGUCGGUGUCCACGGUGACGACGUUGUGUUCAGCGCAGCACUGAGCUCGAAUGGCGGGGGACGACUCAUCGAUGUCCGCCCCGACGCGGGCGAUGCCGGCGGUGCCGGGCCGAGUGCGGCCGCCGAUGAGGGCUCUGGCAUUCACGGCAGCGUCUCGCACUUUGUGUGGUGCGACGGCCGGCUUGAGAUGCGGGGGGAGUAUCUGACCGGGCGAGGGACGCCGCACGGGUUUGUUCUCGACGAGGCCAAGUUUGGCUUUGCCGCCUACAGCGAGGUUGUCCUCUGGUCGCGGGUCGAUGCCGACCGGGACGAUCCGCUGGGAGUGACUCGCCGGCCGCGACUGCUCCGCGACGUCGGCGACAACUCGGUUCUUGGUCUCGCGACGACCGAUGACUUACUUGUUACCUGCGGCGAGUGGAUCGACUCGAGUUCGGGGACAGCCGCGUUUGUUGGCAAUCUCACCGUGCGUCAGUUUGUGCCCCAGUAGCAAAGGAAGCGAGGGUUGAGCGAUGGAUUGAAUGGCUACG
This is a messenger RNA of Thecamonas trahens ATCC 50062, 1558 nucleotides long. RefSeq lists its product as uncharacterized. Bases 1 to 1518 code for a protein of 505 amino acids. Gene Ontology annotation, molecular function: protein binding. The record is from RefSeq and is a predicted model, not a curated record. Lineage: Eukaryota; Apusomonadida; Apusomonadidae. The transcript is spliced from 2 exons.